AUGAUUAUCAUUGGUAAUUACCAACGUUUGACAUGUAUUACAAGAAAACUAAAUCCUUUUAAUUACAAUUUAAAAUUUUAUUGCAAAGAUGAUAUUUAUAUUUAUAAAAAGAUUCACGCUUCAAUAACAAAUACUUUAAAUAAUGUGCAAGAUAAAAAUGAAUAUAAUAAGUCAGAAGAAGUGUGUAAAGACAUACCUUUGUCGAAAUCUACCGGAAAAAAUAACAUAUUAGAAAAAUUAAAUUUCUUCAAUACAAAUUCCAAUAUUGCAUCGAUAUUAGUUAGUAAAGCGCCUUUAAAAAUACAGCCAUACAUGAAACUUAUGAGAAUAGAUAAACCUAUAGGCACGUGGUUAUUGUUUUGGCCAUGUGGAUGGAGCAUAGCUAUGGCUGGUCCUGUAGGAGCAUUUCCAGAUCAUAGAAUGCUAAGUCUUUUUGGAUUAGGAGCCUUUAUUAUGAGAGGUGCUGGUUGUACAAUAAAUGACAUGUGGGAUAAAGAUAUAGACGAAAAGGUUUUUAGGACAAAAAACAGACCUUUGGUAACAGGAGAAAUUAGUCAAAUGCAAUCUUUGGUUUUUCUUGGUGGUCAGUUAAGUCUUGGACUUUUAAUUUUACUGCAACUCAAUUGGUAUAGUAUUUUUCUUGGUGCAAGUUCCUUAGGUUUAGUAAUAAUUUAUCCUUUCAUGAAACGAAUAACAUAUUGGCCUCAAUUGAUAUUGGGAAUGACUUUUAAUUGGGGAGCCUUGUUAGGUUGGUCUGCAAUUAAUGGAUCUUGCAACUGGUCAGUUUGUUUACCUCUCUAUGCAGCUGGAGUUUGUUGGACUAUUUUAUAUGAUACAAUAUACGCACACCAGGAUAAAGCCGAUGAUCUUUUAUUGGGUAUAAAAUCAACAGCCCUUAAGUUUGGCGAUAAAACAAAAUUCUACCUCUCGUGUUUUGGCUCGGCUAUGGUAUUUAAUUUAAUUAUUUCUGGCUUUUAUGCCCAUCAAACUUUUCCAUAUUACACCGCUGUUGGAUUAACUGCUUUAUUCAGUGGAUAUUUAUAAUCCAAAUAAUUGUGCCAAAAAAUUUAUUUCUAAUUAUAAAGUAGGAUUUAUAUUGUUUGUUGGCAUUAUUUUAGGAAAUUUAAUUAAAAAAGCAGAAAAUCAUGAAUUAUCAGAGAGCCAAUUUGAAAAAAAUUGACAAAGGGAAUAUUUUGUCAAAUAUUACUGUUUCAUUGUAAUAAAUUGU
Molecule: messenger RNA, 1228 nt
Organism: Ceratosolen solmsi marchali
Lineage: Eukaryota; Metazoa; Arthropoda; Insecta; Hymenoptera; Agaonidae
Gene: Coq2
Product: ubiquinone biosynthesis protein COQ2, mitochondrial
Exons: 6
Coding region: 1-1044 (347 amino acids)
Biological process (GO): ubiquinone biosynthetic process
Cellular component (GO): mitochondrial inner membrane
Molecular function (GO): 4-hydroxybenzoate polyprenyltransferase activity
Source: RefSeq, a predicted model, not a curated record